AUGGCAGAUAAAAUAAAAAUAAAUUCUAAAUUUAAUAUGCAAAACAACUAUGAACCGUCUGAUUCAGAAAACGAAUACUCAACAUCUGAAAAGAAAAUCAUGGAUAAACUUCGAAAAAGAAAAUAUGAUUCAGAAAGUGAAGAUGAAGUAUAUGCGUUUUCAGAGUCUGACGAAGACUCUGAAUCUAAAAAUGAUUUAGGUAUAGCUGACAGUGAUGUAGAAGGGCAAGAGAAAUCUGAUGAUGACUUACCAGAUCCCAAAGCAUGGGGUAAAAAAAAGAGGUCAUAUUAUUCAACAGAUUAUGUGGAUGAAGAUUAUGGAGGAUUUGGUGAUGAUGAAGAAGAUGCACUUAUGGAAGAGGAGGAAGCUAAGAAUAUACAAAAAAGGUUAAUAGAACAACUCGGUGAAGAUGAUUUUACAUUAGAUUUUAUUAAUAAAGAAGCUGCAAAAACCGAGAAAGGAGAUACUCUGAUAAAAAGUGAUAUUAGUCAGAUGUCAAAAAGACAAAAACUCCAAUUGCUAGAAAAAGAGAGUCCAGAGUUUUCAGGUCUCAUUAAUGAUUUCAAAUCAAAGUUAACUGUGGCAAAGGAUGACUUACAUCCAGUUUUAGAACUUGUAAAGGGUGGAAAGUUACCUAAUUGCUCAGCAUCUAAAUUUGUUAAAACUAAUUAUGAACUGAUUUUGAAUUACUGUACAAAUAUUAGCUUUUACCUAUUAUUGAAAAGUCAAAAAAUUAAUAUUCAGAAUCACCCUGUUAUUAAAAGGCUUUAUCAAUACAGGCAGAUGUUACAAAAGAUGGAGCCUAUAUAUCUUGAAGUAAUUAAACCACAAAUUGAUAAAUUGUUAAAUGCAGUGAAAAAUAAUUUACAAUUGCAAGUAAUAGAAAGCAAGAAGAGAAAGGUUAGUAAGCAAUCAACUGAGUACCCAACCAAAAAACUUAAAUUAAUGAAAGCUGUUGAUAAAGAUGAUGGUGAAGACACGGGAGUAUCUGAUGAUGAGGAGUAUGAAGGCAAUGACUUUUUUAAUAAUAAGGAAGAUAUAGACAAUAUGAACAAAAGUAUCUCUCAAUCUGAGGAAAGUGGAUUCUCAGAUAAUGAUGAGAUUGACAAUGAUCAAAAUAAACCAUCUACUUCUGCUGGAGAAAUGAUUGCUGAAGAUUUGGGUAACAAGAGAGAAAUAACUUAUCAAAUUGCUAAAAAUAAAGGUUUGACUCCACAUAGAAAGAAGGAACAGAGAAACCCUAGGGUUAAACAUAAGCUUAAAUACAGAAAAGCUAAAAUAAGAAGGAAGGGUGCGGUUAGAGAAGCGAGAACUGAAAUUACAAGAUACGGUGGUGAAUCAUCAGGCAUAAAAGCAAAUGUCAAAAAGAGCAUUAAAAUAAAA
Messenger RNA from Brenthis ino (lesser marbled fritillary), 1383 nucleotides. Lineage: Eukaryota; Metazoa; Arthropoda; Insecta; Lepidoptera; Nymphalidae. The record is from the annotation of a GenBank genome assembly.